This is a messenger RNA of Fonsecaea multimorphosa CBS 102226, 1275 nucleotides long. RefSeq lists its product as uncharacterized. Lineage: Eukaryota; Fungi; Ascomycota; Eurotiomycetes; Chaetothyriales; Herpotrichiellaceae. Bases 1 to 1275 code for a protein of 424 amino acids. The record is from RefSeq and is a predicted model, not a curated record. Gene Ontology annotation, cellular component: endoplasmic reticulum membrane. The transcript is spliced from 2 exons. Gene Ontology annotation, biological process: protein folding.
AUGGGCUUCGGUUCCUUCGAUUCGAUCUGCAGACAAUCUGCGCUACCUCUUUGUUACAUCUUGGGCCCUCCCGCGGAAUUCACAACAGCCAAAAACCCUGUCCUGUUGCCAGGAUGCAGUGCGCGAUCCAUCGAACUAGGCAAUACAAUCAUUUUCCAAGCCGCGAGCGACUUCGCCCAUAUUGGGGCCUUGUUCAUGACCGCCAUUAUGAUCUUCCACGUUCGGUCUAAAUUCACAGCUGUAGGGAGGAAAGAGAUCUUGACAUUCUUUUACAUAUACAGCCUGUUGACCAUCAUCAGCCUGGUGCUGGACGCGGGCGUGAUCCAGGCAACAAGUGGGAGUGCAUAUCCUUGGUUCGUGGCGGUGCAGAACGGCCUGGUUAGUGCACUGUGCACGAGUCUGUUAAUCAACGGGUUCGUUGGGUUUCAGCUUUAUGAGGAUGGGACCACACUUUCGGUUUGGUUGCUACGACUCGGCAGUCUGAUCAUGUUCUUCAUCAGCUUCGCCGUCAGUCUCCUCACUUUCAAGGGCUGGGCUGGCUUGUCGCCAACGAACACGACAGGUCUUUUCAUCGUUGUGUAUAUCAUCAACGCCAUCUUCCUCGCGGUAUACUUUGUCAUGCAGGUCAUCCUUGUUGUGAACACUUUGCAGGACCGGUGGCCGUUAGGUGAUCUCGCCUUCGGAGCAUUUUUCUUCAUCGUUGGCCAGGUCAUCCUAUAUGUGUUUGGCAAGAGAAUCUGCGAAGGAGUCAGCCACUAUCUUGACGGCUUGUUCUUCGCCACAGUGUGCAAUUUAUUGGGAGUCAUGAUGGUGUACAAGUAUUGGGACAGCAUCACCAGGGAGGAUCUUGAGUUCAGCGUCGGCACAAAGCAAGGCCAUUGGGACGUCAAAGAAGCGCUCCUCGACCCUUCAACUGAAGAUUACCGAACCAGUUUUUAUGGAGUUGGAAAUGCUCCCACCGGGAGAGAGUCCGUCUACGAUGCCAGCAGCAUGAGCAUGGACUAUGCGCCUCAGGUGCCCGCUCACUUCCAUCAACAUCCGUCGGUUGGGCAGCAACAAUAUGGCAGCCAACAGUCUCACAGCCAGAGUCACCAAUACUCGUCGAGCCGAGAUCGGUUGUCGGCGUAUGGACAUUUGACUGAAGCAAGACAAAGCUAUGGCGAUCUAAGACGACAACUACCGAAUUAUGAGGAUUACUCGGAUUCGCAGACGCAGCGUUCAGGGUUGCGGAGUCGUGAAGGCGCGAGGGAAAGGGAAAGGGAGUACGCCUACUGA